UUGUCAGGUUCGGUCAAACAUUCCUUUAUAAGAAGCUGAACUCCAAGUUGUGGCAUAUUCGGAAAAAAGAGCUGCUACAGCAUACAGCUCUCACAAUUUUUCAAAAUAAGUUACUUUAUAAAAUGACGUUCAGUUACACUUUUCCGGUAGUUAUAUUUAUUUAUUUAACCGUUUGUCAAAUGCAAGGGAAAGAAGUUAAGGCUCAGGAGGUCCAAGUACAUACUGAUCAAGAAUGUCAGAUGACUCCAGUAAUUCACGUGUUACAACAUCCUGGUUGUGUUCCAAAGCCAAUACCUUCAUUUGCAUGUAUCGGAAAAUGUACAAGCUAUGUUCAGGUGUCGGGAAGUAAAAUCUGGCAAAUGGAGCGCACUUGCAACUGUUGUCAAGAAUCUGGAGAGCGAGAAGCUACCGUGGUCUUAUUUUGCCCAAAGGCCAAAAGUGAAGAUAAGAAGUUUCGAAAGGUUUCAACAAAAGCUCCGCUUGAGUGUAUGUGUCGUCCUUGUAGUACUAUUGAAGAAAACGCCAUAAUGCCACAGGAAUUAGCCGCAUAUCCCGAGGAAUCACCACUUCACAACCAUUAUAGAAAAACAUUCAACUAAUAAGCUAAACUAUUUUAAAACCAACUUAACAAAACUAUAAAAAAAUAUAUAGGUACCUAUUAAUAAUAUAAUAAAUCUCUUGA
Messenger RNA from Plutella xylostella (diamondback moth), 682 nucleotides. The record is from RefSeq and is a predicted model, not a curated record. Lineage: Eukaryota; Metazoa; Arthropoda; Insecta; Lepidoptera; Plutellidae.